AUGGAGGAAUUUGAGGUGGUGUUUUGCCCAAAAAAACAUGAUUUUUGGUUACCCCUCUGGCAGGCCUCACCCGGCCCGAAGGGUGUUGAGGAGAUGAGCCCGAUCGGUCCCGAGUCAGAUUCAACCGAAGCAAUGUCAACCUCAUCGUCCUCGAGUUCCAAACCAGGAGCUAAACAGGAGCGAAUCGUCAUCCCUCUGGCCACUGAUGAGAGAUGCUGGUUCAAAUGCAGACAGUCUAAUGCAGGAAGGCUACGUGGAAAGGAGCCGACGUGUUCGCUAUUUUGUUAUUACUCGAAUCAGCUUCCAUCAGUCGUAACAGACCCGACGAGGACCUUACAAAAGGCGAUAGCAUCAGCGUCAUCAGCAUCGAGUACUACGACUACGAAGCGAAAUUCAAGCAGUGACCUGCCCGAUAACAAGGAAGAACCAGAGAACCGAUGGGACCAACUGAUCGAGAAAUACACUUUCAGUCUUCUCGAAGGAAAAUACUUCUAUUUUGCGACCGGUAAACCGGCGAUCACCCGUCAUCUGGCUUCCAUGAGUCGACUAGGCUCCAUCGAACAUGACUGGCUCGUUCAGAAGUUUAAGGAAGAGGACCAAGCCACUCAAGAAAAGUCAAAACCACCUCUUAAACAGUCUACCGAUAAAUCUCACCGUGGGUUGCUGCUAUGGACUUAUCACCAGGACUAUGAAAGUGUGAUCAAUGUGGCACAUUCGAUUGCGAGUAGUCUCGCCAGUAUACAUGCACAUUUCGAGAAGAUCUAUGGGCCGAGUUAUAAGAUUAUAUCUAAGCUACCAGGCUCAAUGAGACAAUUGAUGGACCCGGAGGAGGCCAAAGUGCCGAGCCAAUUCGCGAUGAUCCACCGCCUCUUCACCCAGUCGCCACUUACCACUUCGGCCACCCUGCUCAACCGCUCUUUUGAAAGCUUGUCCGAAGUCCUCGGUAGACUGGCCACCAAGUAUGCCUCUCGCUUCGAUGACAAGAAAGAUAACUCCUCUGGUCGGUUCGGCGGUAAUUCCGGCUCGCCUCCUUCGGCUCCCUCUACAUGA
Puccinia triticina is the source of this 1050-nucleotide messenger RNA. RefSeq lists its product as uncharacterized. The record is from RefSeq and is a predicted model, not a curated record. The coding region runs from base 1 to 1050 and encodes 349 amino acids. Lineage: Eukaryota; Fungi; Basidiomycota; Pucciniomycetes; Pucciniales; Pucciniaceae. The transcript is spliced from 3 exons.